AGAGCAGAGAGGAAGAAGCAAGCCAAGCAGAUCGAUCGAUUCGAAGCCGCGCGGGGAUUUACGUGUUGAUUACGAGUAAUAAUAAUAUACCGGGAAAGGAGGAGAGGCAAGGUGCAGUGGUCGGUGUGUAAACAGAGAAAGAAUCCAUGGCGCCGCCGUUGGAGAUGUCAACGACGACGACGAGGAGCAACCAGGCGGAGGCGGCGGGGCGGAUGCCGUCCAUGGAGUGGGAGCCCAAGACGCUGACGCUCGACCAGAUCAAGUUCGCAAGGGAGGCGGCGCUGUACGUGGUGAGCACCAAGACGGAGGAGGAGGCGAUCCGGAUCUUCACCGAGGGGCUCAAGUCCGUGGAGGUGACCGGCAGGAAGUCCAACUCCUUCGACUCCUCGUCCGAUGACGACGUCGACCUCGGCUGCUCCUCCGGUUCCACCAAGCAGCAGCAGGCCCGCGCCGGCGGCAGCAAAGGCGCCGGCGCCGCCCGCGGUUGCCGACGACGGCGGUGUUCCAUCGACAUCGAGAGGGACGUCGCCACGGCGCCCUUCUAGCUAGCUCCCUCGCUCCUAGAUAAACGACGCUGCGUGCGUACUUUUUUUUUUUACUUAGGAAGGGUCCCUUCUUUUCUUUUUUUUUUCUUUUCUCCCUGCAGUUCCCCUCUUGGCUUCUGGCUCUUUUUUUUUCUUUGACAAGGUUGGCUGCUGGCUUGGUUUGCUUGUUUAGAGGAUCGGAGCCCGCGUUUAGCAACCAGCUAGUUAUAUUAGCGCGGCAAAUUUUGAAGGCGCCAAAGGCUUUAGCUCAAGGACAUGUGAAGAGAAAGCUAGCGAGCGUGUAAAUGUCAGAAGCUAGCACUGUAAAUUACAGUUUUUUUUCCUUCUCACAAACUUUAGCGUUGCUUC
Molecule: messenger RNA, 893 nt
Organism: Panicum virgatum (switchgrass)
Lineage: Eukaryota; Viridiplantae; Streptophyta; Magnoliopsida; Poales; Poaceae
Exons: 2
Coding region: 147-545 (132 amino acids)
Source: RefSeq, a predicted model, not a curated record